UGGCGACCAACAACUGCCUGAACACUGGAAAACAAUAGAGACAGCGCAGUAGGGCAGUUUAAUUCUUUAUCGUUUGCCUCUUUCUUUUUCGUGACUAGUCUUACCGGGGGACAGUUGUUGGUUGUGUGCACUUUAAGACUUUUGAAGCAGAUUGGGAAGAAAGUGAGUUUAUAAUGCUUUGUUCGAGUGCUAGUUAGCAGGCAGGCUAAGCUACAUCCGUAGCUGUAAUGUAACUGUGAAGAUCAGCUGUUAGCCGCACUGCUACUUUAAAAGUUACUUUUACUAGUAAAACUCACUCGUAAGUUCGUGAGUUUGUGUUUUGGGGCUGACUCGAUGUGAUGCGUGUGCUUUUUCGCAUCACUUUUUAACCUUUCGUCGCUAGGUUUUAUUUCAAGUACGUCUUUUGUCAACUUCAACUGCUCAACUUCCAAAAAAUUGCACGUUUAUUUUUAAUCCGUUGCUACAAAGUUUAGCGACGAGAGAAAGAUCGAUUCAACGACGUGUCGUAAACCGGAGGUAAAUAUUUUAAAUAAUUUUUUUUCAAAAAGUUUUCAAAAAGAGAUUCCUUAAGUAAAAGUUUUGACUCCCGUUGAACUUUACGUUAAAUGAUGUACACGUCUAAACAAACGUAAGUUUUAAGAUGCAAACGUUAUUAUUGUUAGGGAACGCUUUCAUUUAUAAAAGCGCAGUUUAAACUUCAUCCUGAUUUGUGUCAGCAACUCCCGGCUUGAAUAACUUACAGUUAUAUAAGGAGGAUUGCUCAGUGAUUUCUGCGCGUUCAUUUGUGUCGUUCAGUUAAAAGGAACCUUUUAAGUGUGGCGUUUGGACACUUUCCAGAAUAUAUGCGAACAAACCCGAACUAUGUGCCGUUUCUUUUGUUUUACAAGGAGGCAGAUAGUGGUAAAAAUGGAGGCAGUUGAGUGUGUUUUGUAAAGACACGCGCGCGCGCAGACACACGCUCUGAAACGGCACGACCGGUCCUGUGAGUUGUGCUGGACUCUGGAGACUCGAGAGAGUUUAUAAAAACACGGUUUUUCUGGAUGAUGGCGGAUUUCGUGGUGCCGCGGCACAGCGCGGUGAUGGAGCGGCUGCGGCGGCGGAUCGAGCUCUUCCGGCAGCAUCACACCGGCUGUGAGAACCGCUAUGACAGCACGGCCAUGGAGCGGCUGGAGAUGGAGAGGCAGCAGACCUUCGCGCUGCAUCAACGCUGCUUGCAGACCAAGGCCAAGCGCUCGAACAAGCACCGGCAGCCUGCGGCGGCGAGCGCGGACCCCGCGGGGCAGAGAGGAACGAGCGGCGGCGGCGGCGGGGGAACCGGUGCGGAGCUGGCGGAAGGAGUGAGCGGGACGGCCGGGGAGCAAAGCAGAAACAGCACGCUGAUCGCGUUACAGGAGACUGUCAAGAGGAAGUUGGAGAAUGCUAGUUCACCUCUAGGCCGUGAUCAGGUCAAUGGUUUCACCGAUGGCUACCCACCCAAUAAAAAAGCCUGUGUUGAGGAUGCACUGGGGGGUCUUAAUGGGGUCUCAAAUGGCACAGUGCCUCCUCUCUCACCUAUGGACUCCAAACAUAACGUGAUUACUGAAGUCAUGAUGGCCAACGGGAACCACAGAGCGGUUGGUGCAGAGCACAAUGGGUCAGGUCUAACUGAUAGCAGCGCAUCACGUGGCUCGGAGUCUGAUUUCCGCCUGAAAGAAAUGAAGCAGGAGCCGGUGGACGAUAUCUUGCCCUGCAUACUACCUGGUGGAGGAGCGAAUGGGAACAACAGCCUCUUUCCAGACCUCAACCUCAACGAUCAGGACUGGAGUGAGAUCAUGGAGGAGUUCAACCGCUCUGUACCCUAUGAGGACAUCCAGGAGCUCUUCAGUGACAGUUUUGGAGAUCGCAAGGACCCCGAGCUCUCAACUGCCAGUGCAGCUCAGAGCUUGAUGGCACCUGAUCUGACCAGCGUGAAGACUGAAUUUUCUCCCGCUACGGCUCCAUCUGCCUUCGAUCAGGACUCUUGCAACGGUUCACCUCAGGUGAGACCCACCUCAUCUGGGCCUCCUCUUCACACAAACUCACCCGCAACUGCUCCGGCCACAUCUCCAGCCCUGCCUGUGCAGCAGCAGUCCAUCCAGCCCUCCAGACCACUCCCAAAUCACCUGCUGCCUGCUCCACCCAAAGACCUGUCCCCCGCCCAGCAGCUUCAGCAGUUGGCGGCACGAGAGCAGCAGAGAGCGAUAUUGCAACAGCAGCAUGUGGUUCCGAAGCCACCACAACAACAAAAACCGCAGCAACAGCAAGCGUCAAAAUUCCACCAGCAACCCAACCACUCGACAUCUUGGCCCCAAAAUGCUCCCACCCAAAGUCAAAUGGGUGGAACAUUUGGCCUUGAGAAGUCCACCAGCCCUUCUUUGUACCCGCAAGACUUCCCCAACCCCAAGACCCUGCUCAUGCCCAACAAAGGUUCUCCCAAAGCAGGCGCUCCAGCCGGCUACAUGCAGCCGGGUGGACACCCCAACAUGUUAAGUCACCCAGCUGCGCCCACAGGGCCCCUCAGCCACCCACCCAACCCAGCAGCCCAGGCUGCCAUGCUGGACUACAGUAACACUAAACCCCUGUCCCAUUAUGAGGCAGGAACACCUGGUGCGCCCAGGGGCCCUCCAGCCACACAGAACCAGAACAAACAAAACCAGGCCAUCCUGAACCUGAUGCGACAUCAACAGAUGCCGAAGCAGAGGCCCACCAGCAUGAACUUCAGACCUGCACAUCACCAACAUGCUCCGGAUUCAGGGUCUUACCCUACCAGCACCCAUGUUCCCGGUCCAGGUAACCCUAUGACGCCACAGCAGAGCAGCAAUAGCAUCCCGGGGAACCACAAUAACGCAGCCUACAUGAAGCAGCAGCAGAUGCAGCUCAUCAGUCAGAAGCAGUUCCUCCAGAGACAGAUGAUGGCUGAGCAGGAGAAGCAGCGGCAGCAGGAACAGCAGCUGCAAAGGCAUCUGACCCGUCCACCGCCACAGUACCAAGACCAACAGAACCCACAGGCCCAGCAAAACCCAUUCCAGCAGCAGCAACAGGUCUCUCAGUUCGGCGGUGUGCCGCCCUGCCUGGCCCAGCAGCACUCCUCCAGCUUCAGCGAGCACACCAUCACCGGUGCAUCUCAACCAAUAGGAAAUGUCAGCUCUCUGAGUGGCCCCACCCCUGGAACGCAACGGAUGUUCUCUCAGGCGCAAGGCAUGAUGGGAAUGGGGGUUGGCCAGAAUACUGGCCCAAGCACUGGUCCCAAUCCAACUGCCAGUCAAGCAGACAUGAACCUCCCAUCCUGCGCAGGCGGUCUUGAUGUACAACAAGUCCUCUACGGCAACAUGUCCAUGCAUCCCUCCCACCCCAACCAGCAGAGACCGACGGUGUCCUCCAUGUCUGCCGCUUACCGCCAGAAUGUACUAGCGGCUCAGCAACAAGCUCACUUGAAAAACCAGCCCAAUGCUGCUAUGCUGAAACAGCAGCAGCAGCUGGCCCGUAUGCCCAACAGCAUGCCCAAUGCCUUGGCUAAUAACAUGGGCUCUGCUAUGCCCAACUCAAUGCCAACCAGUAUCCAAGGUGCCUUGCCCACACAGGCCCAGUCAUGGCAGCAGCAGCCCCAGCAGCAUCCAGGUCUCCAGCCCAGCCCUGCUAAUGGAGGCAUGCCAGCAGGUUUCCCCAACACAGGCUUCCAGAUGCAGUCAAGGUUGUCCAAACUUCCCAACAACACCCCGUUUCCCCAGGGAGGCAUGGCAAAUAGUGCAGCUGCUAGAACUCUGGCAGGUAUGAAUCCUGGACAAAUGAUGCCUAACAUGAACCAGCAACGGACCAAUAACCCAGGCAUGCCCCAACAGCUGCCGCCUUCUGGUCAGCAGACGGCCCAGCAGGGGCAGCCACAAGCGCAGUCUCAGACUCAGCAGGUUCUGCCUGACUUGGGACCUUUCAGCCAGCCACAGGCUGGACCCAACCGCACCGCAGGACUUCAGUGCAGUCAGGCCUAUCAGCUCAACAGGACAGCCAAUCAGCAGCUCCAGUUUAGCUACAGCGCCCAAUCAGGAAGCAGCUUGUCUGGCUUUUCUGCCGAGACUGAUCUGGUGGAUUCUCUUUUGAAGAAUCCAACAACGCAAGAGUGGAUGGAUGAUCUAGAUGAGCUUUUGGCCAGUCACCAAUGAGUGAUGGCCACGGGCCAAUAACGGCCAAUACUAGUGCCUUUGGUAGAGGAGAAAACAUACAUCUGUUAUUGGACGUUUUCAGAGAUGGUGAAACUGCUCCUAUGAUGGUCAGAUCUGCUGUGUUCUCUAUUGAGUAUGUAUAUGGUGUAUAUAAUAGAGGUCAAGUAGAGCACAGAACCUAUGUCACUGAAGUAUUCUCUGGACUGGAAAUGUCAAAGAGGGAAAUGCUCUACUACUGAACCUGUGGCUCAGUAAAACCACUGAAUUUUCUUAUAAGGAAAGUAUAUACGGUGUUAGCUGUAGGCACGAGGAGGCUCUGUUCAAUGUCAGGAGUGUCUUGACACACUUUCAUAGGCCUUAAAUUUGCACUCUUGAAGAUGCACAUGUUAUUUUCAGUCAAACGGUUUAAAGCAGUAGUUAACCCAACAUAUUUGCAUCAUUUUAUUAACCAUGUUGAUCCAAAUCCAUAUGACUUUGCUUCAGGAUGAGGGAUGUCCAGUUCUGCUCCUGAAGCGCCACCACCCAGCAGAGUUUAGGCCCAACCCAAAUAAAACAGACCGGAACCAGAUGUUUAGUUCAACAGGAUCACUAGAAAACAGACAUGGUCUUUUAUAGGGAGAUGCUGACCUGGGGUGCGUUUCCCAAAAGCAUGGUUCAACAAUUCAGUGUUUCUUGAGACCAUAGCUUCACAUAACAUUCACAAACAUGGUUGGAACUACAGGUUUCGACCUGUGGUUAGCAGCAUAGUUUCUUUUUAGUAAGGGUUGAAAUAAAUAUGUAUAAAUGCCUUUUUAAUCUGUAUUUUUGCGUCGUCUCAAGCAUUAUUUUUGAAGAGUGCAUAAAUGCCUUAAGGAAUCAGAGUAUGACGUAAGAGGGAACCUAUGGUGAAUCAAACGUCAAAUAAACCAAAAUGACAGGGAACCAAGAAAAUGGUAAAUGAGUCAUCAGAUGCCAUGUUCAAUCUUGGAAUUUUCUAAUUGGUUAAAUGGCAGUUUUCUUCCUCCAUGUGUGUGACCUCAUCAUUAACAAUUGUCCUAUGUUGAUGAACUAAUGUGGUUUAAACCGUUGUGACCAGCUAGUUUGUUUCUACAACAAUGUAUCAUACUAUGGUGGUUUUUCAUCAAGUUGUACGGGAAACGCACCCCUGUACGGUUCUACUGUUGGAGAAUGAAUAUUUGGUGUAACGGUCAGCAUGGAUCACAUUAUAUCCUAUAUGUCAUUGACUUGCUGUUGGAUGUGAAUGAGAGUCGCUCACUAAUUGCGGAUGGCAUAAAAAUAAGUUCAGCAAAAGCACUUCUAAUGCAAAAGUGUAAACUCCAAAAAUGGUUUAAAUUCCAAAGUGAUUGUUUAAAUGGUAAACAUGUUGACUCGUAUAAUAACAAGCUGCUCAUUGCAAAAGUCAUGUAUUCAGAAAACCAUGCCCGUUUGUUACCAUUCUUCAUUUUUAUCUUCCGUUAAAGAAAGAAACCGCAUGUGGGAAAAUUACAUGUUCGGUGCAAGCGAGCGAUAACUUAAGUUUAUGCUCACUGGUUAGUUACUCAUUGCAUCUACUUCCUAAAUUCUGCUAAAUGACUAAAUGUAAAUUUAGUCAAUGUGGUUUAAGUCAAGCCGUUACAGCUUGAAGAAGUGUUGCUGACGCUAACAGUGAAGAGGAUGAACUGAUCAACUCCAACUUGCAGUGCUCCAGUAAAAGUAGCUCAUGUCAUUAGACUUUCAUGUUAGACUACACUAAGUUUUGUGGUGUUCUGUUUUUGUUUUUUCUGAAAAGCCCAGAGCUUCCGUGUUGGUGAGAGGGUUAAUAUUCCUGUUUUGUUUUGUCCCUCUGGCGUCUGAUGUUACAUUGAUAUCAGGUCAGGUGCUGGUCUGAACAGCAUUACCUGAACUCUCUUCAUGCGAGAUUCUGUGACAGGAUUUCAUGUAUAUUUAUAUAUUAUUUUGUAUGUAUGCAGUUUUUAUUGUCCAGGAGAAGAUAGAUCUUAUUUUUAUAUGUACAUUGUUGCAAAAUUUUGUAAGUAUUUUAUACUUUUUAUUAUUGAUGUUCUCUGUAAAACAAGAGUAUUGUGUAAAUAUAGUUCUCUAGAAAUGG
Molecule: messenger RNA, 6261 nt
Organism: Puntigrus tetrazona (Sumatra barb)
Lineage: Eukaryota; Metazoa; Chordata; Actinopteri; Cypriniformes; Cyprinidae
Gene: maml1
Product: mastermind-like transcriptional coactivator 1
Exons: 5
Coding region: 1041-4175 (1044 amino acids)
Biological process (GO): positive regulation of transcription of Notch receptor target; Notch signaling pathway
Cellular component (GO): nuclear speck; nucleoplasm
Molecular function (GO): transcription coactivator activity
Source: RefSeq, a predicted model, not a curated record